AGUUUUUGCAUUAUGUCAAGUUUCACUUUCACUUUGUUUUUGGUAUUAUAUUCUCUAAUUUUAUUGGUGAACAGCAACGGGAUUGAAGAAUUCAGAAUUUUACUUCAAAAGUUUAACAAAAAGAGCAUUACGGAAACACCAGUGUUCUACAAAAAAUAUCAAAACUACAAGACCAACUUAGAAUUCCAAAGAUUUCUGAAUGGAACUCACAAACUUUUAAGUGCAUACUAUGGACCUACAAAAUUUUCCGAUCUUUCUCAUGAAGAAUUUAAAGAUCAGUAUUUAUCAGAUUUGAAAGUACCAAGAAAGACCAAAGAUAAAAGUCAACAACAUACUCCAAGUAAAUUCUUCAGGGAAUUGGAUAUUCCUAAAAGAGUUGAUUGGAGAAAUUUUAGCAACUUAAACUUUGUGACUCCAGUAAAGAAUCAGAAAAAAUGUGGAGGAUGUUGGGCAUUCAGUGCAACAGAAACUAUAGAAAGUAUGAAAGCUAUACAGACAGGAUUACCUCCCCCUACACUGAGUGUACAGGAAGUUAUUGAUUGUGCCACAUAUAAUGAUGGAUGUAGCGGUGGUGAUCCUUAUCGAGCAGUAAAGUGGCUAAAAGAUACCCAGUCUCCACUAACAACAGAGAAAAAAUACCCACUGACAGACACAUCUGAUUCCUGUCGUAUUAUAGUCAAUAACAGUGAUGGAGUUAUAGUCCAGUCAUGUAAUUCUCAAAGACUAGUUGGGAGGGAAGAUAAAAUUGUACAGUUAUUGAAUAUUUCACCAGUUAGUGUGGCUGUAGAUGCCACUACAUGGAACAACUACUUGGGUGGCAUAAUACAGUAUCAUUGUGAGACACAAAUCAACCAUGCAGUACAGAUAGUAGGAUAUGAUAUCUCAGGUGAUGUACCAUAUUAUAUUGUAAGAAAUUCAUGGGGAACAGAUUAUGGUAAUAAAGGCUAUCUGUAUAUAAAGAUUGGUGAAAAUUUGUGUGGUAUUGCUGAAGAAGUUACUACAGUGACUGUUCAGUGAGAAGAUGUGAAAUAAAAGGGAACAUUGGUGCUACAUAUUUUUUUUCUUUUUUGCCAGAGCUCCUUAGCAGCUAUAGUCAUCUUUACCUUUCUCACUUUCCAUAUUCUAUAAGAAUUAUGAAAUAGAUCAAUCUGAUCAAAAUCCAAUGUUAUGAUAUGCAAUUUUCCUUAGGGAACAUUUUUGAGGUCUAUGCCUCCAUUUAUUCAUCUUUUCAUCCCUCCUUUCAUCAGUUUUUUUUUUAUCAUUUCUUCAGUUUAUUCAAUAAUUUGUUUCUUUUCAUUCCAAAUUUUUAAAUGUUAUCACCUCUGUGGUUCACAUGUAUAACCAUAUAUCAUGUAUUACAACAGCUGCAAUUGGAGCAUUUUUCCUUUUGUAAUAGACUUAUACAUAUAUGCAUGGAAAAACUUUCUAAGAAUGGAGUUUUUGUCCAGUUUUGACAAGUUGAUGACAUUUUGAACUCUGUGAUAUAUAUGUAGUUUUUUUUUCUAAUCAGAUAUAUAUAUAUAUAUAUAUAUAUAUAUAUAUAUGAAUAAUUAAUAAUGUUAAAUUAAAUUGUUAAAUAUAUAUUUUUCUAUAAAGUAAUAAAAUCUUAUAUCAUGAA
Molecule: messenger RNA, 1618 nt
Organism: Mytilus californianus (California mussel)
Lineage: Eukaryota; Metazoa; Mollusca; Bivalvia; Mytilida; Mytilidae
Product: cathepsin O-like
Exons: 9
Coding region: 13-1017 (334 amino acids)
Cellular component (GO): lysosome
Molecular function (GO): cysteine-type endopeptidase activity
Source: RefSeq, a predicted model, not a curated record